AUGAGAAGAAUAAAUGAAGCCUCGGAUAACCUUAAUCUUAAUUCUAAUCAUACACUUCUGGAAUGUGGUCCAGCUCGGCCCCAGACUGAUCAUACUCCAGAUACAAACAACUACUCUGGGGAUAAUAGACAAGACCUUUUGCAGCCGGGAACUGAUUCGCAAGCAUCGCAUGCAGCGACCAGCCCAGUUGUAGCAACUAGACAGCGUAAAAAAUGGACAUCAGAAAUUAACGAAUUCUUAUUACGCACAUACCUACAGAUCACUAAAUUAGAAACACACAGAACCCUUUUCCGAAAACGUUUACGUGAAAAGUUUGUAGAAAAAUAUCCGCAAAUGAACGUGUCAGAGCAAAACUUGUCUGAUCAAUUAAGAGCGAUACGCAGACAUGAUUACAUCACAGAAGCAAGAAGAGAAGAAAUUACCCAGGAAGUGGCGAGAGAGCUCGGUAGCAACUCUGGAGCCCCAGCAAGCCCUGAGCAAACAAACAACACACCACAGGAUGGUAGUAUGGAUGCAGAGAACGAAGGGAAUGUCCCUUUAAUUAUUGAGCCCGUCAACGACAAUGCAGAGUCAAUAGAUUUUGAAAGUGCAUAUAAUAGUUUUCAAGAAAAUUAUGCGAAAUAUAGGGGAAUGCCUGUGAUGAGUCUGCCGCACUUGCCGAAACUAAACACCUCUAGAAAACUCGGAAAAUUAGUUGACUAUUACAACGCUGUUGUAUUACCGGAAACACUGAACGAAGAGAUUAGUCUCGAAGAACUUAUAAUAGUCAUAUACUGCGUUGCUAAAACUAUAUCUGAAAUAAUCACUAACAAACAUUUUGAGAACAAUCAACACAAUCAGAAGCCAAAACACUCCAAAUCAACUGACAAGAGUAAUAAACCGAAGUGGUUGAUAAGACUCGAUAAGAACAUUGAAGAGCACCGCCGAAAAAUAGGAAAAAUAACAGCAUUGGUAGGUGGAAACACCUCCGGACGAUUGAAACGCCAAGUCCUCAAAAUAUGUAAAAACUUUAAUACUCACUCGAAGUUCGAAAAUAAUGAAGAAAUGCCCAAGCGUACGCUCGAUACGCUCAAGCAAAAAUUAAGAACGCUAACCACCAGAAGAGAAAAAUAUAGCAUGUCUAUGAAACGCAAGCAACAUAAUCGUAUGUUUGAAAGCAAUCAAAAGCUAUUUUUACGACAAUUAAAACAAACCACGAACGUAGAAAGGCAGACGCGACAGGCAUCAAUGGAUGAAUUUAGAUCAUACUGGUCGGCUAUUUGGUCCAAACCUCAGAAAUACAACACCUCGGCAAGCUGGUUAGCAGAAGUGAGAGAAAAGUACUCUAGUAUCCCAAUACUUGGUUUCUCAGCCGUAACACCUGAAGAGGUUGCGAAAGUUGCUCGAAGGCUCCACAAUUGGAAAACUCCAGGCUGCGACAACUUGCAUGCUUACUGGUUCAAAAAGCUUACAUGUAUACACGACAAACUUGCAGCCCUCUUCACCAAGAUAAUAACCGGCGAAGAAGAAUUGCCAAAUUUUGCAACGCUUGGUACGACAUAUAUGAUUCCAAAAUGUGAUGAAAUCAAUGACCCUUCAAAAUUCAGGCCCAUCACCUGUCUGCCAGUUAUUUACAAAAUACUUACGUCGUGCAUAACUAACAUCUUUUAUGAGCAUAUCGAAACACAUAAUCUGAUUGCAGAAGAGCAGAAAGGAUGUAUACGUGCAUCACAAGGUUGUAAAGAGCAACUGAUUAUAGAUCAAGUUGUCCUUGGGCAAUCUAAACAGAAGAACAGAAACCUCUAUGCAGCUUAUAUUGACUGGAUGAAAGCAUUCGAUUCGGUUCCACACUCCUGGCUUAUUGAAGUACUUCGUAUUUACAACUUCAAUUCCAAUAUCAUACUCUUUCUAGAAAAAGUUAUGCAACGCUGGAGGACAAGAAUAAAAAUACCUGGCCCGGAAAGCUCUCAAUACACAACCGAAAUAAACAUUCGAAAUGGUAUCUUUCAAGGUGACUCGUUGAGUCCGCUCUGGUUUGUUCUCAGCAUGAACCCCUUAAGUCACAUCCUGAAUGAGACGGGACAUGGAUGAUUUGAAACUCUACGCCAGCAAUUCCAAACAUCUAGAUAAGCUUUUGAGAUGUGUCGAAACCUUCUCCAAUGACAUUAAAAUGCCUAUUGGACUUGAUAAAUGCCGAAAGAUCACAAUAGUUAAAGGUAAAGUGGUUUCUCGACAUGUAACCGCGGAAAGUAGCGGACUCGACAUAGCAGAAAUGGAGGCAGGAGAGGUAUACAAGUACCUUGGAGUUAUGCAAAGCAGCAGUAUAAAUACGAUGCAAAUGAGGAAAAAACUGAUAGCAGAAUUUAAAAGGCGCCUUCACGCUAUCUGUAAAACCCAACUUAAUGGGAAAAACCAAAUCCACGCCAUUAAUUCAUUUGUCGUCCCGGUGGUAUCGUAUAGCUUCGGAAUUGUAAAAUGGUCAUCUACUGAAAUAGAAAAUCUACAACGAAUAAUACGCACAAUUAUGACUAAAUACAAGUCACGUCACCCAAAAAGCUCUGUCGUUCGAAUGAUGCUACCUAGAAAAGCGGGAGGCAGAGGACAGAUUGAUGUUGGAGCACUGCAUGACAAACUUAUCUUGAACAUAAGAGCAUAUUUCCAACAUAAGUGUUCCCAAUCCGAGCUCCACAAGGCUGCAAGUGCUGCGGAUGAUAAUUAUACCCCACUUCGGAUGAAUCAACCCUACGAAAUCAAGAACACAACCACAAUAGAUGAAAAAAUCCAAAGAUGGUCUGAAAUGGCUAUCCACGGCGUAUAUCGAAAAGACUUGCUGAGCCCACAUGUCGACCAAAAAUUGUCGCACUUAUGGCUUACCAACAGGUCGAUAUUUGCCGAAACGGAGGGUACCAUUUUCGCCAUACAAGAUGGUGUGAUUCCAACGAGAAAUUACAUUAAAUACGUAAUGCGAGAUCCAAA
Anastrepha obliqua is the source of this 2955-nucleotide messenger RNA. RefSeq lists its product as uncharacterized. The record is from RefSeq and is a predicted model, not a curated record. Lineage: Eukaryota; Metazoa; Arthropoda; Insecta; Diptera; Tephritidae. The transcript is spliced from 2 exons. The coding region runs from base 1 to 2070 and encodes 689 amino acids.